GACUUUCUCACCCAUAUUGAUCCCGUGUUCGGCUCCUGCUUCACCUACAAUCACAAUCGCACUGUCAACUUGACGAGUAUCAGAGCAGGUCCCAUGUAUGGAUUGCGUAUGUUGGUGUACGUGAAUGCGUCCGACUACAUGCCAACCACCGAGGCCACAGGAGUUCGCCUAACAAUCCACGACAAGGAAGAGUUUCCAUUUCCAGACACAUUUGGAUAUUCAGCCCCAACCGGAAGAUGCCUCGAUGCACGGUUGAACGAGUUAGGAGGACUUCAUGGUUCCUUCAGAUGCAGAUGCCAGCAGCCAUGCAGACAAUCGAUCUAUUCGGUGACUUAUUCGCCAGCAAAAUGGCCAUCCCUCUCACUGCAAAUUCAGUUGGGCUCAUGUAACGGAACAAACGCCGAAUGUAACAAACACUACAAGGAAAACGGUGCUAUGUUCGUCAAUCUCCUUGCCGAUUUCGGUGGUCAACUCGGCCUGUGGUGUGGAAUUUCGUUUCUGACAUGUUGCGAAUUCGUUUUUCUUUUCUUCGAAAUGACCUACAUGAGCGCCGAAUACAACUGGGCUCUCUAUAAGAAGAAGCGAGCAGAGAAAGAAAAAAUGAAAAGACUUCUUAUA
Ostertagia ostertagi is the source of this 618-nucleotide messenger RNA. The record is from the annotation of a GenBank genome assembly. Lineage: Eukaryota; Metazoa; Nematoda; Chromadorea; Rhabditida; Trichostrongylidae.